AUGCAGACAGGUGGAGACCAGAGAGGUGGCCACAGCCAUCACCUCUCCACUGGGACCCAGGCUGGGAGGGAUGGGCAGGGAAAGCACUGGGUAUCGUGGGCCUGCCAGCUCAGGAGUGGGGGGAGGGGUACUCUCCCCUCCCAGCCCACAACCCCUCUCUGCCCAGCCACAGUUUUCCCUUUCUUCACUUCCUCUGCCUCUCUCUCCCACUUGUUUACACUCCCCAAAUACGCGCAGGCUGUUAUCAUGGGUCCUGAGUCAUCCCACACACACAGGCUGCCCCUCGUCUCUGCCCCCAGCCAGCCACAGGCCCGCCCCACAGAGCCCCCUGCCUCCCCGGCUAAUGGGAGCCAGAUGGCCGCCUGGUGA
Pipistrellus nathusii (Nathusius's pipistrelle) is the source of this 369-nucleotide messenger RNA. Lineage: Eukaryota; Metazoa; Chordata; Mammalia; Chiroptera; Vespertilionidae. The record is from the annotation of a GenBank genome assembly.